ACAACAGCGAUAUAUUCACUCACUUUUGUUUGGUCCACAUUUUCCUUUAAUUUCCAUUUCGCCACAUACUUCUCUACUGUUCAUCUCGGUAGCCCAUAUCUGUUCAUCUCCCCCUAGCCCAUAAUCACCCUGAGAUCAACUAUAUAUACAUCGAGAGUAUCGAUCAAGGAUUACUCCAUACAAUUAAGCAACCCCUUCACGAAAUCUAAAAAAACCCCCCUACUGAAACUGGUGUUUCAGUGAUUUUACGUACUCUGCUGUGUAGAUUGAACUUAAUCAAUGGCGGGUGGUUUAGAAGGGACGUCGUUUGAGUUCACACCCACAUGGGUUGUCGCCGCCCUUUGUACGGUCAUCGUUGGAAUUUCCAUCGCUGUCGAACGUCUACUACAUUACACCGGCGAGAAACUGAAGAAGGCAGAUCAAAAGCCCCUUUUUGAAGCCCUGCAAAAGAUCAAAGAAGAGCUGAUGCUGUUAGGGUUUAUUUCGCUUCUGUUAACCGUGCUCCAGUCUAAAAUCAUCAAGAUUUGUGUGAACAAGAGUAUAGUCGACCGCUUUCUCCCAUGCUCGUUGAGUGAAAGAGACAAGUUACAGGGUACAUCUCAUCUUCGUCAUCUGCUUGCUGAAGAAACAACAGGCAUGGGUUAUUGUGCUCUAAAGGAAAAGGUCCCGCUACUAUCUCUUGAGGCGUUGCAUCAUCUACACAUCUUCAUUUUUAUUCUUGCUGUCGUUCACGUGACGUUUUCUGUCAUCACCGUUAUAUUUGGAGAGGUGAAGAUGCGAGAAUGGGAGCGUUGGGAAGAAUCCAUCACAGAAGAUGAUUUUGAUACCCUACAAGUUUUGCAGCGGAAAGUGAGCUUUGUUGAAGAGGCUGAUGAUUUCUUCAAGAACAGAUUCUUGGGUAUUGGAGGAAGCUCAGCCAUUCGAGGCUGGCUGCAUUCUUUCUUCAAGCAAUUUUACUGGUCUGUGACCAAGUCAGAUUAUGUGGCACUGCGUUUGGGAUUUAUUACAAAUCAUUGCAAGGGGGUCCCGAAGUUCAAUUUUCACAAGUACAUGAUACGUGCCCUGGAAGAUGAUUUUCAAGAAGCCCUUGGGAUCAGCUGGUAUCUGUGGUUAUUCGUGGUCAUAUUCUUGUUGAUGAACAUUAAUGGUUGGCAUACAUAUUUUUGGAUAGCUUUCGUCCCAUUCAUUCUUCUACUUGCUGUGGGAACAAAGCUGGAGCACAUAAUUAUUCAGUUGGCUUAUGAGGUUUCUGAGAAACAUAUAGCCGAAGAAGGCCACAAAGUGUUGAUAGAACCCAAGGAUGAUCACUUUUGGUUUAACCAGCCAAGAAUCCUCCUUUUCUUAAUGCAUUUCAUCCUCUUUCAAAAUUCGUUUGAGAUUGCAUUCCUCUUCUGGAUAUGGCUUCAAUUUGGCUUUGACUCUUGCAUAAUGGGGAAACUGCGCUACAUUAUCCCGCGACUCAUCAUUGGGGUAUUCAUUCAGGUUUUGUGCAGUUAUAGCACUCUACCACUUUACGCCCUACUGACACAGAUGGGAACUAAUUUCAAGUCAGCAAUAUUUGCGGAGCAUAUAAAACCACUACUCAUGGGUUGGGCUAAAGAUGCCAAGAAAAGGGUGGCACAUAGCGGGGGAAUCAGUGGCUCAGCUUCAGCUGAUCAUGCCUGUUAACUCAACCACAACUCCUUAAUAGUAAUAUUAUGUCAGUGUUUAUAAAAAGCUACAAUAAAUUACUUUUGUGUAAAUUGCAAUAAACUUUAAAAACAAGUUAGCUUAUGAAAAGCCCGUAUAGUAUAGGGUUUAUGUCGUAAAGUACCAGUAAAGUUGUACCUAUUUACCCGUUUGACCACUCAGGUUCUUCAAGACACGAGUUUGCAACUUAACUUGAUGUUUUGUAUUUAGUUUCCAUUGUAAUAUAUGCUACAGCUGGUAAAACAGGGUUUGAUACUUCUGUGGUGUACACGUAGGCAAAAUAAGGUAAACAUCAAAAGCAACAACACGAACAAGAUGAAGAACCCAUGAAAGAAAAUGAAGAAUCCCAUCUCUAUAAAACCCAUAAAAAAAGGUGAAGAACCAUGAUAUGUAAUUAUUUGUUUUAAUCUUCAUGACACAAACCAUGAUUAAUCAUUUGCAUCACCAUAUGAUCAUGACAUAAACCAACUGAAUAUGAUGAAGUCUAGUUCCAAAUCAAAUCUCAUUUAACAAUCGCUAUUAGAUCAUUGGUUGUGAGAUCUUAGGUUGAG
Molecule: messenger RNA, 2240 nt
Organism: Lactuca saligna
Lineage: Eukaryota; Viridiplantae; Streptophyta; Magnoliopsida; Asterales; Asteraceae
Source: the annotation of a GenBank genome assembly